This is a messenger RNA of Ascochyta rabiei, 2676 nucleotides long. Its product is annotated as glucose repression mediator protein. Lineage: Eukaryota; Fungi; Ascomycota; Dothideomycetes; Pleosporales; Didymellaceae. The transcript has 4 exons. The record is from RefSeq and is a predicted model, not a curated record. Bases 1 to 2676 code for a protein of 891 amino acids. Gene Ontology annotation, molecular function: protein binding; chromatin DNA binding; RNA polymerase II cis-regulatory region sequence-specific DNA binding. Gene Ontology annotation, biological process: regulation of gene expression.
AUGGCGAGCCACCAGCAGCCCUCGCCCACUGCGGGCAUCCCGCCGCACCACGGCGCGCAGCACCCAGCGCACGCGCAGGUCAACGGCCACCCGCCUCAUGUCUCCCAGCCCAAGACGCCGUCGCAGUAUCUGGGCCAGCUGACCGAGGCUGUCUGGACGCAGAUGGGCUCUCUCUCGGAACAGAUGCAGGACUUCGACAGCGCCAUGGAAUGCUACCAGCUCGCCCUCAAAUACAACCAGUGGUCUGUGCCAGCCAUGCAGGGUAUCGCGUGCAUCUUGCGCACCAAGGAUGCGUUUCCACAGGCCGUAGAGUAUCUGCGCACUAUCCUCAAGGUGGACCCUGCCAACGGCGACGUCUGGGGCAGCCUCGGCCACUGCUACCUCAUGAUGGACGACCUGCAGCAGGCCUAUUCUGCCUAUCAACAAGCGCUCUACCACCUGUCUGAUCCAAAGGAGCCUAAGCUUUGGUAUGGCAUUGGCAUUCUAUACGACCGCUAUGGCUCUCUUGAGCACGCCGAGGAAGCUUUCUCCCAGGUCAUGCGCAUGGAGCCCAACUUUGAGAAGGCAAACGAGAUCUACUUCCGUCUUGGCAUAAUAUACAAGCAGCAACAGAAAUUCAACCAGAGUCUCGACUGUUUCAAGUACAUCGUCACCAACCCGCCUCGCCCGUUGACUGAAGAGGACAUCUGGUUCCAGAUUGGCCACGUCUACGAGCAGCAGAAGGAAUUUGAAGCUGCCAAGGGUGCCUACCGUCGGGUACUCGAGCGUGAUCCCAACCACGCCAAAGUACUUCAGCAGCUGGGUUGGCUGCACCACCAGCAAAGCACCAACUAUGCCAGCCAGGAACAGGCCAUUGAGUAUCUGGAGAAAUCCGUGGCUUCCGAUCAGACCGAUGCACAGAGCUGGUACCUCCUUGGUCGCUGCUACAUGUCUCAGCAGAAGUACCCCAAGGCAUACGAGGCUUACCAGCAAGCCGUCUACCGCGACGGUCGUAACCCCACGUUCUGGUGCAGCAUUGGUGUGUUGUACUACCAAAUCAACCAGUAUCGUGAUGCGCUCGAUGCCUACUCGCGUGCGAUCAGACUAAACCCCAACAUUUCCGAGGUUUGGUACGAUCUCGGAACCCUAUACGAGUCUUGCAACAACCAGACAGCUGACGCUCUCGACGCGUACCAGCGUGCAGCCGACCUCGACCCUUCAAACGUUCACAUCAAGGCUCGUCUUCAGCUUCUCCAGAAUGGUCAAGGAUCCGCUGGCGCUCCCAAUCAGGGCAACGCUCCUGUUCCUCAGGAUGUCCACCCUCAAGCUUACCAACCUGCUUCUGUUCACGGGCCUGCUGCUCCUCAAUGGGGCUCUCAGCCUGCGCAACCGCCUCAAGGACCCGCUCCGCCGGCUCUUGGCACUGCUGGCUGGGACCGUCCUCUGGCUCAGAUUAGGGAUCCAGGCCUACCACCCCAGUCUCUCAACCCAUACGAGCAGCGCGAGGGCAUUCGCCCACCAACGCAACAUGCUGCCCAGCGUCCCGUGAGCCCGCGUCAGGAGCCUCCGAGGACCUACGGCGAGCCUCCGAGACCUCCCACUAACGGUCCUGGUCCAUCUGGCCCGGCUGGCCCACCUCCUCCAGGCCCGGGGUCUCUCCGUCGCGGCAUGUCUCCAUCCCCCAAAACGCACCAUGUGGCCCCGAGUCCGUACCACCCCCAGCCGCCACAGCUCACCCCCCAGCCAGUACAGGCUCAGCAGCCGGCGCCUCCACCGCACCAAGCACAGCAGCCCCAGCAGCCCCAGCAGCCCCAGCAGCCCCAGCAGCCCCAGCAGCCCCAGCAGCCCCAGCAGCCUCAGCAGCCUCAGCAGCCUCAGCAGCCUUCCCAACCAAACCGCAUCUCUAACCCUAAUUAUGGCCCACACGCUGGCGCUGGCAGUGUCCCACCGCCACCUCCUCCACCCCCUGCUGGAUUGGCUGGUCCUCCAGGCCAGUCAACACCUGGACCACUCCCACCUUAUGGCCGUCCAAGUAGUCCGCCACCAGAGGUGCGACCUAUCGUCGAGAACCGCGCAGGCUCUCCGCGCAACGGCUAUCAGGGACCUUACCAGACUCAGCAUCACGCUGACCCUUCUGCCAGUGGUGGUAUUGCUGGCGGUGCACCUCCCCCAGCUGCUGCUCUCGCUGCGGCUGAAGCAGCUGCACGAGAUCGUGAGGAUCGCCCGCCUACCGCACCACCCAAACGUCACAGGGAGUGGGAGGAAAGCCCAAAGUUGCAGAGCAACGACGAAAAGCGCCAGAAGCUCGAAGAGCCCCACAGCCGCCGCCCUUCGCCUCCCCACCAUGUGUCGUCACCACAAAUCCCGCGUCAGAGCCCACAGGCUGUUCCUGAUGCUCGACGCUUCAACGACGGCUACCACCCAUCUGAAGCUGCUCACCACCCGCCUUCGCUAGCACCCAUCGUGGGCCCACAAGCACCGCUGCCUCGCAUGUCGGAGACACCAGCACCGACAAAGGAAAUCCCCCGUCCCGAACACCAUGAGCCAGCCGCUCGCCACGUAGACGUUGACGAGAACUACGAUGACGAGGGUGAUGAGCCAAAGGCAAAUGGGACGAAGUCUGAGCGCGGUAGCCCCCGCACAGCGCCCACAAAUGGCGUUCCCCAUGCUGCCACUCCCGCUGAGCAGAAGUCUUAG